Molecule: messenger RNA, 345 nt
Organism: Medioppia subpectinata
Lineage: Eukaryota; Metazoa; Arthropoda; Arachnida; Sarcoptiformes; Oppiidae
Source: the annotation of a GenBank genome assembly
AUGGCCGUUAAUAACGAUGAGCUGUCGUGCGUUUACGCAUCGCUUAUUCUUCAGGACGACGACGUGGCCGUCACCGCAGAGAAGAUCCAAACCAUACUGAAGGCCGCCAACGUGGAGGUCGAGCCCUACUGGCCGUCGCUGUUCAGCAAAGCCCUCGAGAGCGUGGAUUUGAAGGCAUUAAUCACUAAUGUUGGCAGUGGUGUCGGCGCGGCUCCCGCUGCCGGCGCCGCCGCUCCCGCAGCCGGUGGUGCGGCGCCCGCGGCCGACAAGAAGGAGGACAAGAAGAAGGAGCCCGAGUCGGAGGAGGAAGAGGACGACGACAUGGGUUUCGGUCUCUUUGACUAA